Molecule: messenger RNA, 969 nt
Organism: Puma concolor (puma)
Lineage: Eukaryota; Metazoa; Chordata; Mammalia; Carnivora; Felidae
Gene: FNDC8
Product: fibronectin type III domain containing 8
Cellular component (GO): nucleus
Molecular function (GO): protein binding
Source: RefSeq, a predicted model, not a curated record
AUGGCAUCAAAGGCACUGUGUAAAGUGGGAGAUGGGGGGGAGGCCAUGCUGAAGAAGGAAAACCUCAAUGUUCUGAAUGCACUCUAUCAAAUGUCAAAGCCUUUUCCAAACCCCAAGUCUAUGAACAGGACCGUCACUACCAAAGGACUCCCACUUUCCACAAGAGGCAGUUUGGUUAACUUCUUGGAGGAAGAUCCCAUCAAUCUACCGAAGCCGAUGCCAGUGGAGGAUUCUGAAUGCAGCUCUGACGACACCAGCAUCUCCCCACUCUCAUCCACCUUGUUGAAUCCCAUCAAACUGGCUGUGACCCAGCCCAACAGCAGCUUCUUUGCAGGGAUGCUAGAGGGGGAGCUGAACAAACUCAGCCUCUCCUCGAUGGGCAACGACACACACAAGAGGAACCUGGCUCUCUGCCCCCGUCCAUCGAAGUCCCAAAUAGUCCCUGGGGGCCUGCUGGACCUUGACAACCCUGAGCUGGACACAGACACCUCCUCAACACCCUCAGAGUCCUCUGUGGUCAUGGAUGUGCCGGAGGCGCCCUUCAUCUGCGAACACACAGUCAGCGACUCCACGGCUGUGAUUUCCUGGACGUAUUCCCUGGGCAAGCAGCAGGUCAGUUUCUACCAGGUCCUGUUGCAGGAGGUGGUCAAGACAAAAGACAAUGAGCCGCCCAAGACAAAGAAUCGCCCGUGGAUCUUCAACAAGAUCUUGGGCACUACUGUCAAGCUGAUGGAACUGAAGCCUAACACGAGUUACUGCCUCACCGUCCGUGCGGCCAACACAGCCGGGGUGGGGAAGUGGUGCAAGCCCUACAAAUUUGCAACCGUGGCCACUGACUUGAACAGCUUCCCCGAGAACAACCCCAUCCAGAUCACCGUGCAGCGCAAGGAACCCCAGCGGAAAACCGUCUCCAUCGGGUUGGAGGAGAUGCGGAAGCUGGAAGAUCUGGAAUACCUAUUUCCCUACUAA